AUGGACCAGGACAGGGUGAACAGUAUGGACCAGAACAGGGUGAACAGUUUGGAGCAGGACAGGGGUGAACUGUAUGGACCAGGACAGGGUGAACAGUAUGGUCCAGGACAGGGUGAGCAGUAUGGACCAGGACAGGAUGAACAGUAUGGACCAGGACAGGGUGAACAGUAUGGACCAGGACAAGGACAGUGUGAACAGUAUGGACCAGGACAUAGUGAUCAGAAUGGACCAGGACAGGGUGAGCAGUAUGGACCAGGACAGGAUGAACAGUAUGGACCAGGACACGGUGGACAGUAUGGACAAGGGCAGGGUGAACAGUAUGGACCAGGACAGAGUGAACAGUAUGGACCAGGACAGGGUGAACAGUAUGGACGAAGACAGGGUGAACAGUAUACACCAGGUCAGGGUGCACAGUGUGGACCAGGACAGGGUGAACAGUCGGGACCAGGACAGGGUGAACAGUAUGGACCAGUACAGGGUGAACAGUAUGGACCAGGACAGGGUGAACAGUAUGGACCACGACAUGGUGAAGAGUAUGGACCACGACAGGGUGAACAGUAUACACCAGGACAGGGUGAACAGUAUGGACCAGAACAGGGUGUACAGUAUGGACCAGGGCAGCGUGAACAGUAUGGUCCAGGACAGGGUGACCAGUAUGUGCGAGGACAGGGUGAGCAGUAUGGACCAGGACAGGGUGAACAGUAUGUACGAGGACAGGGUGAACAGUAUGGACCAGGACAGGGUGAACAAUAUGGACCAGGACAGGGUGAACAGUAUGGAACAGGACAGGGUGAACAGUGUGGACCAAGACAGGGUGAACAGUAUGGACCAGGACAGGGUGAACAGUAUGGACCAGGACACGGUGAACAGUAUGUACCAGGACAGUGUGAACAGUAUACACAAGGACAGGGUGAAGAGUAUGGACCAGGACAGGGUGGACAGUAUACACCAUGA
Molecule: messenger RNA, 954 nt
Organism: Schistocerca gregaria
Lineage: Eukaryota; Metazoa; Arthropoda; Insecta; Orthoptera; Acrididae
Exons: 3
Coding region: 1-954 (317 amino acids)
Source: RefSeq, a predicted model, not a curated record